AUGUCAGGAGGUAAUUCGAAAAACAAGUCGCGCUCGAAGCGGCAUGAAGGGUGGGAGGAGGCGGGGGGAGAGUUCUACCAGGAGCUUUAUCCGGGGGGAGAACAGGAGCUCUUCGACAAUCUCCAGAGGGCUGAUGCUACCAAGCUGGCAACACUGUUACCUUCAAAGCAGGCUAGAAAUACGACCACAGCAAAACGUGCUAGAUCUCAAAAUGAACGCCGACAGUCGACGUAUGCGCGGACGACGCAAAGUAGAGACAUACACCUCUCCAUGUUACCAGAUUUAUCUGAAAAUCUGUCAAACGAAGAACGAACUUGGGAGGAAAUUAUGCAGAUCAAAGCGAUGCCUGUUCCCAUGCACCAGAAGAGAGACUUGAAAGCUAGGCUACAGAACGCAACAAAACUCCGCCUCCAAGGAUUCGAGCAGCUGCAAUGGCGGCAGCGCAAAGUGUGGCACCGCUUCCGCAUCCGCUUCACCGAGGUGGUGGGCAAAUUCGAGCUAUGGCGAUCCGCCCUCCGAGAAAUCGAGGGGAAAUUCGGCGUCGGCGUCGUCUCUUACUUCCUCUUCCUCCGCUGGUUGUUCUUCCUCAACAUUGCCAUAUCGCUCUUCGUCAUCGUCUUCCUCAUCCUCCCCGAAGUGUUGCUAGUCGAGGACAAGUUGUCCUGCAACGAGACGUACCCCAAUUCGACAGUCUGCUGUUCCGAAGCGUACUUCAACCGGAACGUGACCGGGAAUAAUGUGAUCCUAGACUUAAUACAAGGCACUGGCUGGAUGGAGCGAACCAUUCUCUUCUACGGCGUCUACAGUGAUCAAAUCUACUCGUACUUCGUCCAUAGGCUGUGGGAUACGGAGAUGUUCUACAACAUGCCGAUGGCGUUCAUUCUAGUCCCCAUAUCCUGGGCGCUGUUUUCGCUCGUAGCGAUAGUCAAAACCGGAGCGAAGGGUUUCAAAGAGCGAUUAGUAGAGAGCGAAGGUCAAUUCUACAUGUACUGUAAUCUAGUCUUCGGCGGGUGGGAUUUCUGUAUCCACAAUGAGAAAUCCGCUAAAAUCAAGCACAAAGCGUUGUACAAUGAAAUCAAAGGCUGCCUCGAAGAAGAGAGAUUUAACGAGGAAAAGCAGCUGCGCAGUAAGGAGAGCCAUUUCUUUAUGCAUCUACGCCGUCUGUUAGUUAACCUUAUCGUUUUAAUAAUUCUAGUCGCGUCCGGUGUUUUGAUAUACUUCGCGUUCAAUUAUUCCAUGGAUCUGCUGGACGAACAAAUCUCCAGUAACGACCAGACCGUCAGAAACGGGACGGCAGAAAGAUUGACGCUAGAGCUGUACAGAGAGGGUUACUCGUUCGGAAGGUUCCAGAAUAUCGUUCUGGAAUUCUUGCCCUCUAUAUGCAUAGUGGUGUUGAACAUAAUCGUCCCGGAGAUCUUUGAGCAUCUAAUCAAGUAUGAGAAUUACAAUCCUGCGCAUGUCGUCUUCAUAUCGUUGUUGCGGACGGUGCUCUUGCGUCUGUCUGCCUUCGCCGUGCUGCUUAGUCAGAUCUAUAUCCAAGUGACCAAUCCCAACAGGGUGAUCUGUUCAGUAUUCUCCGAGGAGUCUCGUCUCGAAUGCUGGGAGACCUACUUCGGGCAGCAGCUGUACAAGCUGAUCUUGACAGACUUCGCCGUUCAGUUCGUUAUGACGUUCUUCAUAAACUUCCCUCGUUCGUUCAUCGCGCGGCACACGAACAGCUCGUGCUUGAAGUUCAUCGGCACUCAGGAGUUUUAUUUACCUAGACACGUGCUGGACAUUGUGUAUCUUCAAACGAUAAUAUGGAUGGGCGCUUUCUUUUGUCCAUUUCUGCCGAUCAUUGGAAUGUUGUACUCCUUCCUAACGUUCUAUAUGAAGAAGUUCGCGUGUCUAGUCAACAGUACUCCGUCGCCGAUCGUUUACAAAGCUUCCAAAUCUAAGUCGCUAUUUAUGUCUGUUCUGUUGCUGGGCUUUGUGAUAUCGAUAGCGCCCGUAGCCUAUUCCAUAGCCGAGAUAAUGCCGUCAGUUAAUUGCGGCCCCUUCAGGGGUUACUCCACUGUGUGGGAGUACGUAGUUAUAACAUUUGAGACGUUCCCAAAUGUCUUUCGGGAGUUUAUCUUCCUCCUCGGUACGUCGACUUUUGCGGUACCAGCGUUCGCUGUUCUGCUAUUCUUCCUCUACUAUUACUGGGCUGUUGCGACGGCCAAUAGGCAUAUGGUUACGGUUCUGAAGAACCAGCUGGUUCUAGAAGGUCACGAUAAACAGUUCUUGUUGAACAGGUUAAGUGCCUUCAUACGACAGCACCAGAAAAGGUGCGAGCGACGAAAUAGAGCCAGCUUCGCGGACGAUGAUUCGUCUAUACAGAAUAGUUCGAGGUAA
Leptosia nina is the source of this 2376-nucleotide messenger RNA. Lineage: Eukaryota; Metazoa; Arthropoda; Insecta; Lepidoptera; Pieridae. The record is from the annotation of a GenBank genome assembly.